This is a messenger RNA of Phyllopteryx taeniolatus (common seadragon), 1252 nucleotides long. It is a transcript of the gene dub, whose product is annotated as duboraya. The record is from RefSeq and is a predicted model, not a curated record. The transcript is spliced from 8 exons. Bases 137 to 1009 code for a protein of 290 amino acids. NCBI's taxonomy places the organism in Eukaryota, Metazoa, Chordata, Actinopteri, Syngnathiformes, Syngnathidae.
UGCUCGGUCUCUCUCGCACAUACUCGACAUAAAGCAGCCCAGACGCCACCAGCGGGAUGGAGACGAUGCAACGGCGUACAAAUCAGUGAUUGGGUGAAGUGGCUGCUGGAAUUGCAGUUUUUACAAGGGGAAAAAAAUGCAGGAAGAACGGGAACAAGAAACUGAAGAGAGGACGGCGUCCCGGCCCACUGUGGCUGAACUUGCCGGAAGGUUCAAAGGUGCAUCUCCACCCCCUGCCAGCGAGACAGAAAAGCCAGCCAGACGUCGACCUCCUCACUCCUUACAACUGCCCAAAACCCACGGAGACGAGCAUGAGAGGCCGACAGGUGUGACUUCCCCUGUCAAAGCCAAGAGGAACUCUGCCCUGAUUGAGAAGCUUCAGGCCAACCUGGCUCUGUCCCCCGCUGCCCUGCUGCCCUCACCCAAAAGCCCCGGUUUCAGGCUGCUGCCACACUUUAGCCCGCCGUCCUCGCCCAGCCCCACCACGGGGAGCCCCUCCUCCACGCUGACAUCUCCCAGUCCCGUUUCCACAUCUCUGGAGGAGGGGGCGGUGUCGUUUGAAGCCCCUCCCACUGCGGCGGAAGGAUCCCUCUUGAUAAACGUGAACAAGAGCCGAGCUCGCCACUCCCUCAGGCGACGCCCUCCGUCCCGCCGCCACAGGAAAUCCAGUAGUGGAGAGGAAGUGGGUGUGGCCACCGAGGAGACGGACACCCCCGCGAGUCAAUUGGACCAUAAAACAACACAAGGAGAAGGAGGAGAUGUCUUCAGUAAUAUGAAUGGAGAUCAUAUGAAAGAGGAUAAAUCAGACCAAACCCCAGAAGAAGGCCAGACCAAUGGGGACAUCCAUCUCCGAGGAGAAGAAGAAGAUGAGAAGCAGGACGACGGAGAGGAGAAGGAGGGUCAAGAUGGAGUCAGUGUUGAGGAAGACAACCAGGAGAAAACCUCAGGAGAAAAUCCAAACAAUAACCAAGAAGAAGAAAAAAGUCUUGGCUCCGCGUAUCAGAGUUGAUGAGAAGUUGAACAAGGUCGUGGUUUCUGAGCCACUCCAAGGGGUUCUUAGUUCGGAAGCACUGUGGGACCAAAGACUUCCAAAAGAGAGCGGAAACAAACUCUUUUCCACAGAGAUCCCACAACAUUGGCACAUCAGCGCUGUAACAGAAUACCUGGCAUCAAUCCGCCUUUGUUUUUGAAAGACAGCAUGAGACAAUGAGACUGAGACUCUUACAUAAAAAACACUUUUUUCCCCUUUUUA